AUGGGAUACAACGUCGUCAACUGGGAGAUGAUACGCACAAAGGAGGAAUUGAUAGAGAAAUUGAGCUUGGAUGGUGCUGAGAAUCAAUACGUGAUCAUGAACAACAUGGUAGAUGGGAGGGCCUGUUACAAACCUAGCGGCAAGGUAAACGAGUAAUUAAACGUAUUUACAUGAUUUAUGAUUACUUAACAGUAUAUAACAAAACCGUACGUAAAGAUUAUGAUAUGUGUAUGUGGUUGUUGUACAGUACAAUGUAGUUUUGCAUGCAGCACCACUAUUCUCACAAACUUGUUCGCUUUGUAUUUACUGUACAUAAUAAUAAUUUAAUAAUAAUUAAAUAAUAAUUAUUAAUGAAUAGUUCGUUUGAUUUAUAUGUUUAUAAGGGAUGGACUGUUUUGCAGUUGAAUGAUAUUUUAACAGAAUAGAAGUGUAACAGAAGUAAACCACAUUACAUCUUAUACAUUAUGACAUGUUUUUAACACAAAUUUAAUGUUUCCAUGCAAAUGUUUUGGAUCCUUCUGAUUCUGGUAAAGCAUCAAAUUAAACGGAACUUUAGAUUGAUUCUUUUAUGAAACUAUAAACGAUGCAGAAUAGAGUACAAUUUGCGUCGAUGUACGUGUUGUGCUUUUUCUGUGGCAAGCUACCUGUGACUUUGAUAAAUUUUUCAAAAUAACGCUUUAAUUGUUUUUAACUUAACUGAACGUUACACAUUCGACGCAUAAACCAAUCGCAUGCAUAAUUGACAGAAACAGUCUCGAAGCUCGUUUUAAUAAUUUCGCUCGAAUCCGAUUAUAUGCGCGCUAUUAAUUAACCCUUUCAGGGGCACAAUUAAACGACUCAGUGGAUUUUUGCGAAAAUAUGUAGUUUUAUGUUUUUCUGAUCGCUGAUUACGAAUCUGAAGUCGGAUUUACAAAAUUCAAUAUGGCGGAUCCAAUAUGGCCGCCGCUUUUUUACUUCUGGAGUCCGUUUUUUUCAAAAACGUGAUAAAACAUUUCUGUUUUCAGAUUCGUAAUCGAUGGAAAAAAUACUAUUGAAAUGACCUAUCACACUUUUAGAAGCAAGAUAAAGGAUUCCAAAUGUUUUACAUUGUUACAUAUUUACAUUAUUAUAUUUAUCUCAAUAUUAUUUAUAUGUAUCAUGAUUUUCAAAGUAAAAACCUCAACUUGUAAUAUUUUUUCAAUAUAUAAUUUCAAUAUAUAAUAUUUUGAGCAAAAGGUCAUGUUUCUCGCUUAUUUCGCAAAAAUAUAUAAUUGUUUAUUUAUUUAUAAAAAAAAUUGUACCUGCGAAAAAAUUUGCAAAAAUUAUAUAUGAUAGUAGGAGUAAUCUUUAGCUUCCCAUCUUCAUUUGUGUUGUCAGGGACGAAUUAAAAUGAAAAAAACGCUAUUUUCUAAACUUCAUUUGUUCAUAAUAAUUGUUAAUUAUUAUAAUAAAUAAAAAUAUCAAUGAAACUUGGAGGACAAGUAUUUAGAAGUCAGAAAAAUAAAAAGAUACGAUUAUUAUGGCCAAAUUAUAAGAGCAACAAUAAUAAAACUGCGGCAAUGUAAGUGGUACAUACAUGUGCCAGUGUCCCUGAAAGGGUUAAUCAGUCUUUUUUUGUUUUUUGUUUCUCAAGCGUUCAGUUAGUGGAUGUGAUUGGGAAUUGCAAUGCGCUUUAAUGUCCUGCUUAUUUUAUACAAUUUUAUGAGUUGCUAAUUAGACGCGUACAUCAUUUCCUUUUGUUUCUUUUAGUAAGCGUGAGCACACCGUGAGAGAACGACUUGUGUAGUUGGUUGCAAUAUUAUCCACAUCUGUGUCCUUCUGUCUCUUUCUUUCCCUUCUCUAUCUCUUCCCCUCCCCCUUUCUCUCUGUCUCUCUCUCUCUCUCUCUCUCUCUUGCCAACUACCUGACAUGCAUGGGACCUAACUUAUCAGUUACCGCGUCUCCGUUGUGCACUAGCAACGGUCGUCUCAUCGCGCACGUGUAUUCAUCGAGCACCGAUUAUCUCAGACGUGAAGAUCCUGAUUAACGUCGGACAUGACGAAUGAUAAACAGUCGUGGUUUCGCGGAGUCCGCAGCAGCAAAUUCCGCCACGUUUACGGUGUGCCAGCCAAGAGAGAGAAAUGCUACGACAACAUCAAGAUCACAAAGAAUGCCCACGACUCGCAAUUCUGCGCCGUAAAUCCCAAGUUUCUGGCUGUCGUGACGGAAGUCGCAGGUGGUGGAGCAUUCCUAGUGCUAUCGUUGGAUCGUACUGGACGUCUUGACUUCAAUGCUAGUCGAGUAACUGGACAUACUGGUCCCGUUUUGGACAUCAAAUGGAAUCCAUUCAAUGACAACAUCAUCGCAUCUUGUUCUGAUGAUUGCACCAUAAAACUUUGGCACAUACCUGAUGGCGGAUUGUCAAGAAAUUUAACCGAGUGGUUGGUGGAGCUACAAGGGCACAAACGACGCGUCGCUUACAUCGAGUGGCAUCCAGUUGCAGAAAAUGUACUUUUCAGCGCUGGUUUCGAUCAUCUCGUUAUUGUAUGGGAUGUAAAUAAAUGCGAGGCAGUGAGCGUCAUCGAUAGACAUCCUGAUGUCAUUUACAGCAUGUCUCUAAACCGUGAUGGCAGUUUAUUGGCAACCACUUGUAAGGAUAAGAAGUUACGCGUUUUUGAACCCAGAUCAGGUAUUGUCGUCUCGGAAGGAAUUUGUCAUGCUGGCACAAAAGCAAGUAAAGUAGUAUUCCUUGGCAGCUCUGGGCGUCUCUUGACUACCGGAUUUAGCAGACACUCGGAUCGACAAUAUGCAAUAUGGAGUCAACAUGACCUAACUGUUCCCUUGAUAUGCGAAACGAUAGAUUCAUCGAGCGGAGUGGUCUUCCCAUUUUUUGAUAAUGACACUAAUAUGGUUUUUUUAGCUGGAAAGGGGGACGGUAAUAUUAGAUAUUAUGAAGUAGUUAACGAAGCACCAUGGAUGCAUUACCUUAGUCAGUUCAUAUCUGGAAAUCCUCAGAGAGGGUUGGGAAUAAUGCCAAAAAGAGGCAUUACCACUGCUCUAUGUGAGGUGUAUAGAUUUUACAAGUUACAUGCAACGCGUGGGAUGUGCGAGCCAAUCUCUAUGAUAGUCCCUCGAAAGAGCGAUCAGUUUCAAGAAGAUCUGUAUCCCGACACAAUAGGCACGUGUCCUGCAUUGUCAGCUAAAGAUUGGAUCAGCGGUAUGAAUAGUCCGCCAGUUCUGAUCUCCCUUAAAACAGGUGGAAGCAUUUCUACACACAAGCCUCGGAUAUACAAGCCGCCGCAAUUACCGCCGACCACCGAUCUGAAUAAUAAGAAAAAGUUUGCGUUCUUAUCUACGGAAACCAUUCCCGAUUAUAGACCGGUGGAAUUGCACGACAUGUCGGAGAAAAGUCAGAAAACAUCCAGUAAUCAGAGCACGAAGUUUCAACAACUUCAACAAAAAUUUGGAAAUGUCGUCAUACAGAAAAAUAUGCUGUCAUCUCCGCUUAACGACAAUAAAGUUAUGGAAACUAUCGAUGUUCCGAACAACGAGGCGGAACUUCGAGUAGCAUUCGCUCGUCAAACCGACGAAUUGAGACUGGUACGACGGCAGCUCGCUAAUAGCCAACUGCGCGUCAAGGAAUUAGAGGACCAAAUACGAAAACUGCAACGCCAAUAAAAUAAACCUAUAAUCAAUAAUUACUUACAAAUUUGCUUUAAUAUUAGCUCGAACCAAAACUUUUGCAAUUUUGUCGCUAAACGUAAUCAUGAUAAGCGAUUGAUACUUUGUAGAGCAUUUGUGUACACUUGUGUGCGUGUGUGUGCUAAUUGUAAUGAAGCGCCUAAGCUUUUUAGAAUUUUCUACCGAGACGCUUGAGGCUGCUAGUUUACCCGCAAAAACGUAUUUGCAUAGAACAAAUUUUAACAACAAUUUUCUAUUUUUCCCCGUUAGUUUACAAAGAAGAAGCUACCUUAAGGAAACGUAAAAUUGAUCACGUCGAUAUUUUUCACACAAAGAAUAGGAAAGAAAAAGCCGCGUUUAUUACAGAAAAAUUGUACCUGUUCGCAUACAUGCAUGAAUACACAAGUUGAAUUUGUGUAUAUACAUUUAAUGAAGAAUUAUAUAUGAUCAAGAAACUGAAAAAACAUAUAUAUAGCGUCUUUAUAUGAAUGACAACAUAAAAUUAAAUUACACGUCAAAAAACGUAUCCUGCUUUCUUGUACACGAUAUUGUAUACGCUGAUACUAGUCUGUUAGUUAACCGUUUAUUAGCUUUUACGUGCUUGCAAUUUUCGAUUACUAUUUAUAUUUAUCGAUUAUUUGAUAUUAAUAUAUUAUUUAAUAUAUUACUUACUCUUUAUACUCUAUGUAAGUGAACAGUAUAUUUUACCUUAUUAGAUUUUUUCUUUUUGUUUAUAUUAGAUUUAGCAGCAAAUAAACGAAAUUUUAUGAACAAACUA
Messenger RNA from Ooceraea biroi (clonal raider ant), 4417 nucleotides. RefSeq names its product coronin-2B. The record is from RefSeq and is a predicted model, not a curated record. Gene Ontology annotation, molecular function: actin filament binding. Lineage: Eukaryota; Metazoa; Arthropoda; Insecta; Hymenoptera; Formicidae.